AUGCAACUAGCUCGUUGUUUCAAUUUCCCUCGUGUUGUAACUCGUUAUCUUGCUCAGUCAAGAAAUCCGUUAAGUGUCACAUGCCGUCGUUUUGUAGAAACUCAUUCUCGAAGCAAGAGGCGAAAAUUCCCCUACUUGCAAUGGGGAUUUUUCUUUGUCUCCACCGCUGCUAUCGCGUAUUUCAGCGUGUAUUUUGUGUCUGAUGGCAGAGAAACGAUGCAGAAAUUGACCGCCAAUCAUCAUAUAAGUAUCGGUGGUGAUUUUCGUUUAAUUGACCAAAAUGGAAAACAAAUCACACUCAGCGACUUUCGGGGAAAGUGGGUUAUUCUAUACUUCGGGUUUGUCAGGUGUCCCGAUAUCUGCCCUGAACAAAUUGAUCGCCUUGUUGAAAUACAAGAACAUUUGGCUUUUUAUGGAAAAGACAAGGAUUUGGUUCUUGUUUUCAUUACUGUUGAUCCUGAACGAGAUACUCCAGCGGCUAUGAAAAAAUACAUUACCACAUUUUAUUCGGAUAGAUUGGUAGGGUUGACUGGUUCUAUCGAACAAAUUCAUGAAACUGCCAAGAAAUACCGAAUUUACUACAGCAAAGGCCCAAAGGAUGCUGACGGCGACUACAUUGUUGAUCAUACCGUUGUAAUGUAUCUCCUUGAUCCGAAGGGCAACUUUGUAGAUUACUAUGGUCAAAUGAAACCUGUGAAAGAAAUAGUCCGACGAAUCAUGGAUUUAAUGAAGAAUUUUGACAAAUAG
Molecule: messenger RNA, 747 nt
Organism: Rodentolepis nana
Lineage: Eukaryota; Metazoa; Platyhelminthes; Cestoda; Cyclophyllidea; Hymenolepididae
Source: the annotation of a GenBank genome assembly